Molecule: messenger RNA, 2582 nt
Organism: Dunckerocampus dactyliophorus (ringed pipefish)
Lineage: Eukaryota; Metazoa; Chordata; Actinopteri; Syngnathiformes; Syngnathidae
Product: myb-like protein X
Exons: 10
Coding region: 1-2163 (720 amino acids)
Biological process (GO): intraciliary transport
Cellular component (GO): axoneme
Source: RefSeq, a predicted model, not a curated record
AUGAAUGUCAAUCAGCGGGACUUUGCAUUGAGGACUGCGGCUGAGGGGGAUGCUGCAAGGUACAGCAGAGACCAUUCCCUAAUCUGCUCUCUCCCCAGACUUCAACCAGGGCAACGCUUUUUGCCAACUAAGUCACAUGCAUGCAAAGCCCAAGAGGACAAACUGAACCCAUACAGGCGAAGUGAAGCCUCCAAGGUCAAGUUGCCUCCAAUAAGGGAUACUGGAAGGCCCAGGGACCAGUCGUCAAACUGCAUUAAAGAGCUCAAGAACCAGAAUUCUAUGCUGCUGCAGCAACUGAAGGAAUCCAAGAGUGAGAACAAACUGCUGAAGAACGUUCUACACCGACACACGGUGGCGCUGCAGCAGUUCCAAGAUUUAGAAGGCAGUAUUUCGCAGAUACAGGACCAGCACAGAAACGAGGUGAAAGCCCUGCGGAAGCUACUGGGAGAGACGCGCUUGAGCCGCGACAGGCUGGCGAAGAAGCUACAGGCCACCGAGAAGGAGUUGUUGGACGCCAAAGACAGGAUCCAGACCCUCCAGUGGAGGGUCAUCCAGAACCCCAACCUGCUGGAGAAGGAGGAACUCACCUACAGGCUGAAUGAGAUCACCCUCCAGCUGGAGGAGAAGGACAAAAGGAUACAGUUCCUGGAGAAGAGCAACAUGUUGCUUCAAGGCUCACUCAAUCGCCACGUAGCAAUAGAACAGAGAAAGCUGUACAAGACCAACGACGUGUCUGUCGGCCUACAAACACAAGUUCAUGAAUUAGCCAAGAAAAGUCAAUCGGCCAGGACGAGAGAAUCGCAGACGAGCAUAUCUGCAAUCAGAUCCUGGAAACAGUUGCACAAAAAAGGCAAGCAAAACAAGAUGGUCCAGACGGACGAAUUCAUCUCUCCAGGCAGCGAUGCCGACAGUCGCCUCAAGUCAGACUUUUCGGAGUCGGACGACAUGCUGCAAACGUGUCAGAGCCCGGCCAGCGCGGAAUAUGUGUCACAGAAGUCUCGAACAAGUAAACAUCGAAAGUACAUUAACAGCACUGUUAAAACUGCAGUUUCAGCCUCCAAGAAAGUCCCUCAUCACGCAGCGAGAGGACAGGUGUUAACAGAGGAGUCAGCGAUGGAGGAGGAAGGAGAUGAAGAGGAAGAUGAAGAGAAGCAGAAGGAUAGAAAUAUGAAGCAGGAAGACGAGAAUGAAGAGGAGGAGGAGGAAGAGAAGCAGAAGGAGAGGAAUAGGCAGCAGGAAGAUGAGAAUGAAGACGAGGAGGAGGAGGAGGAGGAGGAUGAGGAGGAAGAGAAGCAGAAGGAGAGGAAUAGGCAGCAGGAAGAUGAGAAUGAAGACGAGGAGGAGGAGGAGGAGGAUGAGGAGGAAGAGAAGCAGAAGGAGAGGAAUAGUGGUGUGGUGACAGGGGGGAAAAAGGGGGUGGAGGAGGAGUCGGGAGAGGAGGACAAUGAGAAGCAGGAGGAAAAGAACGAGGAGGAAGAGGAGGCAGAUGCAAAAGCGGAGAGGUCUGUCGAAGCGAGCGUCAAUGAGAAGUUUAAGAGAAUGGGGGAAGAUGAUUAUGAUGAUGAGGAACAUGAUGUUGAUGGUUAUGAAGAGGAGGAGGAGGAAAAGGGGGCUAAUGUAAACGAGAAGGAGCAAGAGGAAGAGGAGGAGGGAGAAAAGGCUGAAGGAAAAGAUGUGGAGGAGUUGGAGGAGGACGACAACGACAAAAAGGUGGCUGAAGAAAGCGAAGAUGGACAAAGCGAAGAUGAGGACCAGAAGGAGAAGGAAGAGGAUGAUGAGGAGGAGCAGGAGCAGGAGCAGGAUGAAGAGGCUGGGACAACCAGUAGACAAAGCUCCGUGUCCUGCAUUCCCAACGAGCCCAAGCUGACACCGCGUGAGCCAAAGCGAUGCUCCAAGCCUAAACCGCGCCGCAAGUACAACUUCAACCCGGUGACCACGAACCUGCACCUGGGCAAGCCGGCCUACACCGGCGUGCAGCUCAGGUACUACAAAGGCGCUAAUGUGCCCGUGAGGGAGGAGACCCUGUACUGCCGCAACCGGAAACGCUCAAUAGAGCUAUUAGAGGACGCUUCGCUGAGCGACGAGCAGACCAGCCAACCGGAUGCCGCCAGUGAUGGCUCGGAUUUGGAAUCGAAACAUAACGGCUCGUGUUCAUGGACUUAAAGCUACAGUCACGGACAAUAUUUGGCGUGUUUUCCCACUGCAGCAUGCAAUUCAUUUGCUACGAUACACUUGGUGCCCAGGAUGGACAUUUCUCUGCGGGCAUGUGUAAAGACACUUGAGGACAACCCGUUAUCACGUGCAUACGUAAACUAUGGCUUCAUUCAUUACCUCUGCCAAGCACAAGCACAUUGUUUCUGUAUCUGUUUGUGUGCAACUUCCUGGUUUGUUUGUAAGCAGGACUACACAAAAGCAACUAUGAAGGAUGAGAAAUUUGAGAGUUGUGCAAUACUGCCACCUACGGGACAGGAGGGCUCUGGGUCAGGUGUAACUUGUUGCUAAACCGAGGGGUGUCCAGACUUUUUACACAAAAACUUGAAAGAUGUAGACAAAACACAUAAACGAAAAGGUUUUCGUCCAUC